CCCCAGGAAAUUCAAAGAUUCAAGAAAAUGUUGAUUUCAAGAGAAUGAAUUUGGUAAAUUGCCGAUGCCCAGAUGGAGUUCUUCACUGUUCAGUGAAAGCCAAUCUUCACCUAAUCAGAUGAAUUCUUAGGAGUAAUGCCUCAAUGAAGCUUGCAGGCAAAGCGCCAAGCAGGAAGAAGGAAGGGAAAGCGACAGCUGAAAGACAAAACAGCAUACAGUUUCUUAUUGUUGGGUGGGUUCGGACUGUCCCGCGCUUUCAUAAGACUUAACGUGCAAAAUUUCCGAAACUAACAUAGGAGGAACAAAUCCGUGGGUAUAUAAUGAAGAGGUUCGCGGCUUGUUGUUUCCCAAUCAGAGCCUCCAAAUCCCAUUCUCAGCAAUCCCAUCCUCAGGUUUCAAGAGAGAGCAUGGAAAACCCAGCAAUCGUCAAUGUCAAUGACAAGGAGAGUAUGGAGAAGCCUGCAGUUAUCAAUGCCAGCAGUAUCUUGGAAUCUGAGGAUUCAAAGGAGAACAUGAAAAGUGAGACGGGCUAUUCUGCUACUAAUAAUAUUGUCCUUAACCAUGAGUUCUCUGAAGGGCUGCAUAUGUGGCACGCUAAUUGCUGUGAAGCCUAUGUGGUUCCAGUAGGUUGUGGUGAUAAAGGAGUGCCAACAGAUUUUGGCGGUUGUUAUGCUGUUAUUACAAAUCGCAAGGACUCCUGGCAAGGCUUGGAGCAAGAUAUUACAAACAGAGUUUCCACGGGUUCCAUUUAUUCAGUUCGUGCUUGUGUUGGAGUCUCGGGGACAAUUUCAGGCUCUACUGAUGUCCUGGCUACACUGAAACUUGAAUACCAAGACUCGGCUACCAGAUAUCUCUUUAUUGGAAGAAAAUCUGUUAGUGUAAACAGUUGGGAAACACUGGAAGGAUCAUUUUCACUGUCUGCUAAACCUGAUCGGGUUGUAUUUUAUCUGGAAGGGCCUUCACCUGGAGUAGACAUACUCAUAAAAUCAGUCAUAAUCUCUUGUUCCAGUCCCAGAAAAUGUGAGAAUUCAAGCACAGUUCAUGUAUCUGAUGGAGACGAGAGUGUUAUAUUGAACCCCACAUUUGAGGAUGGUCUGAAUAACUGGACGGGAAGAGGCUGCAAUGUUGUUUUACAUGAUUCUAUGGCAGAUGGGAAAAUCCUUCCACUAUCUGGCAAGGUCUUUGCAUGUGCAACAGCACGAACACAGACCUGGCAUGGCAUUCAGCAAGAGGUAACCGGAAGAGUGCAGCGAAAGCUUGCAUACGAGGCUACAGCUGUAGUUCGGAUAUAUGGAAACAAUGUAACUAGUUCAGAAGUUCGGAUAACGUUGUGGGUUCAGGCUGCUGAUCUCCGUGAACAGUACAUAGGCGUUGCCAAAGUACAAGCAACAGACAAGGACUGGGCACAGUUACAAGGAAAAUUCCUUAUAAAUGGUUCCCCUUCGAAACUAGCUAUUUUUCUUGAAGGCCCACCUCCAGGCACCGACAUCCUCAUUAAUUAUUUUGGUGUAAAGCAUGCUGCUAAAGUGCCUCCAUCACCUCCACCGGUGAUUGAGAAUCCUGGUUAUGGUGUAAAUAUUAUUACAAAUAGCAAUCUCAAUGAUGGGACAAACGGGUGGUUUCCCCUUGGCAAUUGCACGAUGAGUGCUGCAACUGGCUCGCCACAUAUAAUGCCUCCCAGGGCUAGAGAUUCACUCGGGGCUCAUGCACCUUUAAGUGGUUCCUAUAUUCUUGUGACUAAUCGCACCCAGACAUGGAUGGGUCCUGCCCAGAUGAUUUCAGAUAAAGUUAAACCCUAUUUGACAUAUCAGGUCUCUGCAUGGGUUAAAAUUGGAAACGCGACUGGUCCUCAGAGUGUAAACAUUGCCCUCUCGGUGGACAGCCAAUGGGUGAAUGGGGGCCAAGUUGAGAUUACUGAUGAUCGGUGGCAUGAAAUUGGUGGAGCCUUCAGAAUAGAGAAGCAGGCGGCUAAGAUAAUGGCGUAUAUUCAGGGUCCCGCUGUAGGCGUUGAUUUAAUGGUUGCUGGACUUCAAAUUUUUGCUGUUGACAGACAGGCUCGGUUUAAGCAUCUGAAAAGAGAAACUGAUAAGAUACGCAAGCGUGAUGUUGUCUUGAAAUUCUCGGGAUCAGGUGCAGGCAGUUUGCUUGGCACCUUAGUGAGAGUACGACAAACGCAAAACAGCUUCCCCUUUGGGUCGUGCAUUAAUAGGUCCCAAAUGGACAAUGAAGACUUCACUGCUUUCUUUGUCAAGAAUUUUAAUUGGGCUGUGUUUGGGAAUGAGCUGAAGUGGUACUCGACGGAAGUGCAGCAAGGGAAGCUAACUUAUAAAGACGCUGAUGAGCUCCUGGACUUUUGCACGAAGAACAACAUGCCAGUUCGCGGCCAUUGCAUAUUCUGGGAGGUGGAGUCCACGGUUCAGCAAUGGAUUCGUUCUUUGAGCAAGAACGACAUGUAUACAGCAGUUCAGAACCGUCUAACGAGCUUGCUCACGCGCUACAAGGGAAAAUUCCCUCAGUACGACGUGAACAAUGAGAUGUUGCAUGGCUCGUUCUAUCAGGAUCACUUGGGGAAAGAAAUCAGAGUGAACAUGUUCAAGACUGCCCACCAACUCGACCCGUCUGCAGUCCUAUUUGUCAACGAUUACCACGUUGAGGACUAUUCUGACAGCCGGUCAUCUCCAGAGAAGUAUAUCGACCACAUUCUUGAUCUCCAGGAGCAAGGGGCGCCCGUGGGGGGAAUAGGCGUUCAAGGACACAUAGACAACCCGGUUGGGACUGUUGUGUGCUCGGCUCUCGACAAACUCGGGAUUCUCGGACUCCCCAUCUGGUUCACCGAACUCGAUUUCUCUUCAGCCAACGAAUACGUUAGAGCUGACGAUUUAGAAGUGAUGCUGCGCGAGUGCUUCGCCCACCCUGCAGUGGAAGGCAUAGUCCUCUGGGGAUUCUGGGAGCUGUUCACGAGCCGAGAAAACUCGCAUUUGGUGAAUGCUGAAGGUGAUUUGAAUGAAGCUGGGAAGAGAUACCUAGCCCUGAAGCAAGAAUGGAUGACACAUGGGCAUGGACAUAUUGAUGAGCAGGGACAGUACUGCUUCAGAGGAUUCCUUGGAUCAUAUGAAGUGGAAAUCAUCACUGCCACAAAGAAAAUCACCAAAACAUUUGUUGUUGCUGAAAAGGGUGAUGAUCCACAGGUAAUCUCCAUUGAUGGCCUGUAAUUCUCCUUAUCCAUGCUGAUAUUCAUGCCCAGUUUAUGUUCUUGUGAGUGUGUGAUUCUGGAAGAGUGAAUUGUCUUGUGGUUUUAUCAUUCUCUGUGUGUAUACAAACCUGGAGUGAAAUCCCAGUACCUGUUCUACUAUGCAUAUACAUAACUGAAUAAAAGAGGCAUUCUACAUCUAUA
Ipomoea triloba (trilobed morning glory) is the source of this 3394-nucleotide messenger RNA. Its product is annotated as endo-1,4-beta-xylanase 1-like. The transcript has 9 exons. The coding region runs from base 321 to 3212 and encodes 963 amino acids. Gene Ontology annotation, molecular function: hydrolase activity, hydrolyzing O-glycosyl compounds. Gene Ontology annotation, biological process: carbohydrate metabolic process. NCBI's taxonomy places the organism in Eukaryota, Viridiplantae, Streptophyta, Magnoliopsida, Solanales, Convolvulaceae. The record is from RefSeq and is a predicted model, not a curated record.